ACUAUUCUUUAAGUGACAGCGUUGAAAGGAACAGUUCACCAUGAGGUUGUGUGUACUUAUCCUUUUUUAUUUCACGGCAAUUGCUUUAGUUGAAGCUACAGGCAACAACAAUUGGUGUAGACGUAAGCCUACAUAUGUUUGUAGACAGAAAAAUUGCGCACGGGUAAAAAAGAUAGAAGGAGUAAGAUUUUACUGCUUUGGAUGGAGAAGAAAUGAGGAAUGCUACAGGGAAUGCGACGUCACUUUCACUGGCAUUGACAAUGAAAAAUUGAUUUGUUACAUACAGGAUCCACUUUGUCCUGGAACUCCGCCUGCAACAGAGCCUCCCCCACCGCCUGCAACAGAGCCUCCCCCACCGCCUGCAACAGAUCCUCCAACCCUUGGAGCAACUUCACCUCCUUGUACAUCAUUCCCUCAAUACAAUCAAUAUCUUCAAGCUCUAGACGAUUUCGAAGAACUUCAAGAUAAAAUUGCAGAAGCUGGAGAAAUCACACCUGAAAUUCAAGAAAUUUUUGAUGAUAUAGCAGACCGUCUUGAAACCUUGACCGAAUAUCUUAGGGAUAACUGUGAUAACUUGGUUGAAAGUAUCAUAUUGGAUGAUCUUGCAUAUGUUAGAACUCGGCUUACUCAACUAGAAGUUGUGGUUGAUGCAUUUAUAAGUUCUUUGAAUCCAAACACUGAAUGCCCAUCUUCAUGCCCAGCAAACCGGCCAGAACGAGAUGAAGAUGAUUGCGGUUGUAUCUGCAGACUAAAUUGUAAUGUAGAUGGAGGAAAUGUAAUACGCAAUUUUGCUCAAUGCAGAUGCGAAACAUUUGAUGUAGGUGUGAAUAUUUAUGAAUGGGACGAUCAGAUCAAGACUCUCAUCGAUAUUAUUCACAAAUAUCAAGUUACCGAAGUGCAAGUAAUAAUCACUGAACUCUGGGAAACAUAUGAUAUAGUGGAGCAAAAACGAGGUGAAAUUGAGCAAGGAUUUGGAACUCUUACGGAGGCUCAAAUAACUACAAUAAUUACAACAGUCACAAACCUCAUAACAGAAAUAACAACAAAAGUUCAAACAUUUGUCAGAGAACAAGGAUCAACUGUAUGUUUUCUUACGUUCUGUGCCGAUGAAGUCAUCUUAGUUGAAUCAGAAUGCACAUGUAAGAACAACAGCCAAGUUGUUACGUUCUAUGGACAUUUUGAACUAUUCUAUGCUUUGGAAACCGAAAUUUAUAAAUACAGCGGAAUAGGCCCGGUAGAGGAACUUGAUGAUUUCAAAGAACGAACAGUAAUUAUCAGAGCUUUGUUUGUGGAAUUAUACGAUCUUCUCACGACAGAUUAUGAUGUAAAUGAGGUGCUUGAAGAUCUUGACGAAAUUUUAGCAAUAAUUUUGCAAUUACGUGAGGAUUUCGAUAAUUGGGUUCAAGCAAACUCACUCGUAUGCAUCAUCGAUUCUUGUGAAGCUAAUGAAGUUGCAAACAAAAGGUUUGGUAUAUGUGCAUGUCAAGUAGUUAACGGAUGGGAAAACCUUCCUGGUAUAAAAGACGAUCUGCUAAAUAAUGUCAUAACGCAAAUAAAUGCACUUGUUGUUGUUGGUGACUCGAAAGAUAUAUUGCUGAAUAACUUGAACUUGAUUGUAAAUGAUAUCAAUGAUUUGCUACAAUAUGUUGUAGACUUCAGUCAACGUUUGGAUAUGGACUACGUCAGAGCAAAAACUCUUGAACUUAAUACAUGGUAUAAUCAACUGUUGGAAGAUUAUCAAAGGGUUGUAGAUGGCAAUCAAAUCACCGAGUGUUUAAUACAAAGUUGUCUUCCACGAUGGGUUUUUAAUCCAGAGGAAUGUAAGUGCAGCUGUAGUGUAGGCUGUAAUGCCGAUCAAGCAAUUGAUUACUAUAAUUGUCAAUGUGCAGAAUUAAAUGGUUGUGCACUAGAAAGAGAAGAUUGUGAUGCAAAUACUGAAGCUCUUGACUAUGCUGCCUGUACAUGUCGACUCUUGCCUUAA
Clunio marinus is the source of this 1981-nucleotide messenger RNA. The record is from the annotation of a GenBank genome assembly. Lineage: Eukaryota; Metazoa; Arthropoda; Insecta; Diptera; Chironomidae.